CCGCGCACCGAGCGCCGCGUGCGGGCCGCCGUCGGCCCCGCGGCCCCACGCCCCGCCGCCCCGGGGCCCCGCUCUGCAGCGCAGCGCAUGGAGCCCAGCGGGGACCACCGGAGCCGGAGCGGCGGCGGCAGGGGCGGCCCCGGGCCAGCAGCGGCCUCGGCACGGGGCCGACGGCUGCCGCCCUCUGGAUCAAGCGGCGGCGCGGAGCAGGAGGACGACGGCGGGCAAGAGCUUCAGCUGGAAGGGGGUGCCUUGGGGUCCUGGGGGAGUGCCCCCCUGCCCUCUUCCAGGGCCAGGGGACCCGCAUCUUCAGGCAGGAAAUACUCAGACCACUGUGAGGCCCGGGCCUCAAGGCCUGGAAAGAGCCGCAUCCCCGGCCGUGACCACCGGCGCUACUACCACGACCACUGGAGGCUGGAGUACCUGAUGGACUUCAACCCUGCCCGGCACGGCAUGGUGUGCAUGGUGUGUGGCAGCUCCCUGGCCACUCUCAAGCUCAGCACCAUCAAGCGGCACAUCCGCCAAAAGCAUCCGUACUCCCUGCAUUGGAGUCCCCGGGAGAAGGAAGUCAUCAGCAACAGCUGGGAUGCCCACUUGGGGCUGGGGGCCUGUGGCGAGGCCGAGGGCCUGGGGGCCCAGGGGCCUGAGGAGGAGGAGGAGGAAGAAGAGGAGGAGGAGGAGGAAGGGGCUGGCCUCCCGGCUUGCCCGCCCAAGGGCCCAGGCAAAGCCCCAGCUGGUGGGGGUGACCGGCGCCAGCGGCGAGGGGGCCCAGUGGCACCCCGGGCUCGGCGUCGGCGCUUGUCGGCCUCCCGGAGGGCUGGGGGCAGCAGGGGGCUGGGUCCCCGGCGUCUGGAGCGGAGGCUGAAGGAGUCCCUGCAGAACUGGUUCCGGGCAGAGUGUCUCAUGGACUAUGACCCGCGGGGGAACCGGCUGGUGUGCAUGGCCUGUGGCCGGGCACUGCCCAGCUUGCACCUGGACGACAUCCGUUCCCAUGUGCUGGAGGUGCACCCCAGCUCCCUGGGGCUCAGUGGCCCCCAGCGCAGCGCCCUGUUGCAGGCCUGGCGUGGCCAGCCUGAGGCACUAUCUGAGCUCACCCAGUCCCCUGCAGACGACGACCUCGUCCCCCAGGACCUGACCAGAAAGAGCCGGGACUCGGCCUCCGCUGCUGGAGCCCCUUCCUCUCAGGAUCUCAGCCCUCCAGACGUAAAGGAAGAGGCUGGCUGGGUCCCUGAGAGGCCCGGGCUGGCAGAGGAGGAGGAGCUGGAGGAGGGCGAGAGGGUGGGGGUCCAGGACCGGGCUCCGCGGGGCCGCGACCAGCGCCGUCACUACCGGGAGCGCUGGCGGCUGGAGUACCUCAUGGAGUUGGACGGCGGCCGGCGCGGCCUGGUGUGCAUGGUGUGCGGGGGCGCGCUGGCCUCGCUCAAGAUGAGCACCAUCAAGCGGCACAUCCGCCAGCGCCACCCGGGCUCCACGCGCCUCAGCGGGCCGGUCAAGGCCCUCAUCGCCCAGGAGUGGAGCGACAAGGCCGCCCACCUGCUGGCCCUGGGGCUGCCGUGCCCCGAGUCCCCCAGGGACCCUGCCGCCCCCAGCACAGCCGCAGCCUCCGAGGAGGGGGGAGGGGAAGAGGAGGAGGAGCCGGAGGAGGAGGAGGAGGAGGAGUGGUGGGGCGACGUCCCGCUUUCCCCUGGGGAACCGUCAGAGCGGCCCGCUGAGGAGGAGGACGACGACGAGGACGGCCCAGAGCCCGCGGGCCUGGCCUUUCCGCCCCUGCCCCCGCCCCCGCCUCCGCCGCCCCCGCCGCCCCCCCGCAGCCGAGAACAGAGGCGGAACUACCAGCCGCGCUGGCGGGGCGAGUACCUGAUGGACUACGACGGCAGCCGGCGCGGCCUGGUGUGCAUGGUGUGCGGGGGCGCGCUGGCCACGCUCAAGGUCAGCACCAUCAAACGGCACAUCCUGCAGGUGCACCCCUUCUCCAUGGACUUCACGCCUGAGGAACGCCAGACCAUCCUGGAGGCCUACGAGGAGGCGGCGCUGCGUUGCUACGGCCAUGAGGGCUUCGGGCCACCGGCCCCGGCGCCGCGCGACGGCGGCGCGGACCUCAAGGCGGGCGCCGUGUGUCGGGCGUAGGGAACUCGCCCUCGAGGGGCCGUGCCCCGCCCUCGGGCUGGGAGCUCCAGCUUCCUGCGGCCCCGACCGCUGCCAUUGCCCCCCGCUGGCCGGGCCGGGCGGAGAUUGGGGAUUGGGCGGGGUCGCCGGCUUCCGCUUGGUCCCAGAGAGCUCCCUAAACAAGUCAGGGCGCCGCGGGAAGCGCGCGCUCCCCUCGGACCCGGGGCCCAGGCCCUCCAGGCUCAGGGCCUCACGUUCCUGAGAAGCCACAGCGUUUGCACGGAAAGCUUCCGGCCUCUGCCCGCACCCCUCGAGGUGAUGUCGUGCCAGGCCGGGACAGGGGCGCCGACAGUCAGUAUUAAGACCCCCCAGUAGGGUGGGGUGGGAAGACAGGAAGGACGCGCCAGCGCCCCGCCCCGGGGGCCCAGCUCUCGGAGCUGCACGCCGGCAGGGACGGCUCCGGUAGGGACGGCUCCCGGGCCUGGGCGCCUGCCGCCCAGUCCUUAUUGGCGUUUUCGCCCUCCCCGGGCCUGGACUGCAGAGGAGGGCCUUCCUCGCGAGGCGGGGCUACCGGGCUGGGGAACCGGCCCGCCCGCGGGUGGGGGGCGGGGCGCCUGCCUCCGGGCGGGCCCUGCGGGGACGGCCGCCCUCGCCUUCCCGCCCCCGCCGCGACGCCCGCCCGGACCCAGAUCUUGUAAAGGGAUUAGCACUUUUUUCCUUUGCUCCUCUCCUGUUCCGAAUGCUCCCGUUUACCCCUAAACUCAGUUUGGCGCUCCUGCUUCAGCGCCCCCGUCAGUUCGAGCCCGGGGCACUGGAGGUCCCGGCAGUCGGUGUUAAGUUCCCGUUCCCUCCCUGUCCCUUUUUGUACUCGGUGGACGCGCCACCCGUUCUCAGCCCCCAGGGCCUGGGGCCGGGCCUCAGCCUUUCUCCUCCACGCGCGGCAGCGCCAGGCCCUGAGGGGCCGGGAAUGGGCCCCGCGAUCUCCCAGGCAGGUCCGAGAGGGAUGUGUAGAUUCAUUCUCCUGUGGAGAACAGGUGGCCCCGAGAUCAGGCCCUUUUUGCUCUUUGUAUUUUAUUUUGAAACUGUAUUUAAUGCUUUUAUAUGAAAGGGGGAGGGGCGGGGAGAGCUGUCCGUCACCCUUAUGUGCAAAUGUCUUAUUUAUUAAGCGUGUAUCAGAGAUAAGCUGUGAGGUGGUGGAGGAAGGACCUAAAGGUAGGAGGAGCAAGGAUGGAGGCGCGGUCGGAAGAACCCCAAACAUGACAGACUUACGUGUGCCUCUCCAGGCUCCUCCUGGGAGUCUCUGGGCCCCAAUUUCUGCUCUUCACAGAGCCAGGCCAGUUCCUUUGGUCUUAAAGCCUGAGAGUGGGGCGGGGGCGGGGGGCAGUCAGCGAGUUGGGACUUCAGGGCUGGGUCUGGAGGGGAAGAGGCCCUGGCACUUGGGGCCAGGAGCUGCCCCUGUGGGUGGGAAAGCAGAGCAAAGAGAAGGCUUCCUCUCCUCCCAGCGCCCCCAGGUCGGAGCCCAAGGUUCAAGUGCCUCAGGCCCAGGUCCCUUGACUCUUCCUGAUUGGGAAUUGAAUUUUAUACCACGAAUUUUAUAGGAUUUUUAUAUAAUUCAAGGUUGUCAGAGUUGGAAAGACCUUGGAGAUCAACUCGUACCCACCCCCACCCCUUUCAGAUAGGUAAAAUGAAGCCUAGAAACUGAGAUUACCACAUACCAGGUAGGGACAGUACCAGGGCUAGACUAAAAACCUCAACUCGCAAUUCAGUGUUCUUUGCACUAUACCACAUGGCCUCCCGAUCUCUGGUAAGUUAAAAGUUUCUUUUACCGUUAGGCCUGCCAAAGGCUGGCGUGUGCUGGGUGCCACAGGCCAUCACAGUGCACUUGUGGCCUCUUGGGGAUGGCGAAGAACAGCACACUUCCCUGGAAUGAGCUUUCUGCAGGGCAGCUCUUGCCACCAUAGGCUUCAGCCCGAAGCCGCUGGCAGCAGCCUUCUCCAUCAGAACUCCAGAAGUAGGGCUGACCGCCACCUCGCCCAAGGCUUUGCUACUGGGCAAAGGCUCUAGCAUUGCGUUUUGAUGCCACUAGGGAUUCAGGAAACACUGCAUGGGCUGUCAGUUGACUGAAAAGUGAAUUCCCAGAGUGUUUAAACCUCCAGGUUUUGAAACAGUAUUAAAAGCUUGAGAACAGGGAUUAUGGGUGGCACUGCCAUUUUUAUUUUCCUUCAUGCAUGUUGUUUUCAGAUCCAGACGGCGUGUUCUGCCACUUUUGCUACUCUGCCUAUUCAAAAACAGUAGGCACACUGGGGCAAUUAUCAUAGUCAUCCAAGCCCUCUGCCGAACUUCAGGUAAGCCCGGGCAGAGAGCAGGGUGGGACUGGUUUUUCCUCUCAAUAGGCAGGAAGAGGCCUUAGGAUGCCCUCAUUGAGAGGCAGCCCCAAGCACUUCACUGGUUCUCAAAGGCGUGGCCACCAGAACAGCUUCACCCCAUUAGGAGCUUACUAGAAAUGUGAAUUCUUGAGUCCCAGCUUAUGGAUCAGAAACUGGGGUGGGUGGGGCCUAACAAUGAUUCGAUAAGCCCUCCAAUGAUCGUGAGGCUUACCGAAGUUCUGAGCACCAGUGAUCUAGAAAGUUCCACUGUAGUGAGUACUGCUUUGCAGCUAUAGCCUCACAAGUUAAGGGUCAGGAGAUGAGGUGGUCUCAGCUCUCGGUGCCUCCUCCUUGCCUUGGGAGUCUGACAUGAACAGGUGAAGUUUCUUCAUGAACUUUUUUGUUGAUGGUAUGCUUGCUAUUAUGGCCAAUAUGUAAAUGUUACUCUGAAUACAUAUUUAUAUACCAUGUUAGUGACAUUAUUUGAACAUUUGUAUGCGUAUUUGUGAAGUUGUUUGCAUCAGUUAUUUUAAAAAAAUUUCAGCCUAAGUUUUCUAAGAGGUAUGUUGAAUAAAUUUUUUAAAUCCAGUUUAAGGGUCAUGGCAGCCUUAGUUCUGGGAAAGACCAAAUCCAAGGUGACAAGUUCUUUCAGCAAAGACCUGAUGCAUUUGGUUUCCAUUUCCCAUCUUAAGUACAUUGUGACUGUGUGAUUUAUAGGCUGCUUCGUGUUGCAGGUGGGGGAACCCUCCUAGGUUGGUGUGAACUGGGACAACAGACCUCUCUGGCCUCUUCCACGUCUCAUCUUUCUCCUAAGGUCACUUACUUUCUUUCAGAAACCAAAUGCUUUGCUCUACUAUGGAAAUUCUGCAAUCUUGGAAAUCAUUACCAGUAUCACUACUUUUUAAAGUUUCAGAAGUGGAGUGGGGAUGGGGGCCAGUGGAAGCCUUGUUUGGUUCUUACUUUACCCAAACUGUGUAUAAAGAAUAAAGUUAGCAGAUGACACCACAGUCAUUUUGUUCUUUUUAUUGAUACCACAUCAAUUUGCAGUUUUACAGGAACCAAGAGUCAAGCUCCUUAGGUGCUACUGUACUGUCAUGUUGCACGCACAUACACGCACAUAGUUUCAUUAGUAAUUUUUCAUCUAUAGAUUUUUCUUAAAAAAAAAAAUUCCUGUGUGGCACAGAGAUCUGUCCAAUUAUCUAAACACAGCAGUAACAAAACAAAGAGCUAGGUGUGGAGGCUUCCAGUGCAGAAAAAGGUCCUUUGGAGGGGGAAGCCCAAAAAGAUCAUCAGUGCACUGACUUCCUGGGAGGGCAAAGGGUGGGGAUGGAGAAGGGAUUUUCUACUAUGACAUGAAAUCAGUUAAAACAUUUUGAAAGCAAAAGGGGCUAAGAAAAUAAGAGUGGAGUAAGGCAAGGGUACCUUUUACCCAUCUAAAUUCCUAAGAAAUUUCCUCAAGAGAGUAGAAAGAAAACUUUCCUCCACUAACUUCUAAGGACUUGCACUGCUUUGGGACUGUCAAAGAUUGUAGCCCUUACUUUAAAUUCGCCAGUUCACAUUCCCUCUGGAUUAACAUGAAGAAACUCGGAGAUGACUUUUCUUUCAAGUUUACUGAAUUUUCAUGGUGGAGGGGGAGGAAGACACUUAAGAAGUCUCAACUGGGAAUCACGUUCCCAAACACCUACCAUUUGAUGUCAACGUGAACUGUUGUCUUUAAACUGUGCAUGAAACUCAUCAAUAGAACAUGGCCCUGCCCGGUCACCCAUACCUAAAGCUCCUUGCAAAACACUCAAAAGGAGCACCCCGCACCACAGGAGAGGUGCUAAGACAUCUUAUGUGCCUGAAGGUGAAAGGUGCCCUCAAUGCGACACACUCACAAUAAGCUAGCCUCGGAGUUAGAGUUUCCUAUGAACCACGAAAUGUGCUUCUCUACCCUAAUCUGUGGUCUCUUAACCACAGACACCAACAAUCUCCUCUCAAGCCAGUCGGGCUUUGGUCCUUAGGUAAAACGAUGAGCACAGGUUAAAGAUACAGCAUGUGAAGGAGGAAUUUGCAGGGAAAAAAGAAAAGAGAAGAAGGCCUUUGUGUUUCUGUAGUUCACCUCUUGAGAAUGUUCCCCCCAACAUGGACUGAGACUUACAAGGAUUACAAUAACUCAGUAACUGAGGAGCCCACAUGCAGAUUAAUUUUUUUCUCUAACAAGUUUACAGCAGUGUACAGCAGUUACAGACAUUUAUUUUAUAAUAAGAAAAGUACAACCAUAUUUAUUCAACUUGAGGGUAGGAAAGAGGGAGGAAAGCACAUUCAGGAAUAAGCUCUCAAACUAAAGCUCAGAACUGGUGUCCAAAAGAAAUGACAGACGCCACGCCCCACUGGCGGAGCCUUGCCUUUCCUAAGGCUGAGUGGGAGGCACAGCAGCGCUCCUGUGCACUCCUCCCUCCCGCUUUCCGUCUCUGUUCUCGGUUAUCAGAUGGCAUUCUGGCAAUCGGGAAUUAUCACUAUCACCUCUAAGUUAUUCAUAGAGUUGAAAGUUAUCUCACCAAAUGAAGAAUAUUAGGAGUAGCUGCUCACAUUGUGGGGCAGAAAGAUGGGAUCAGAGGACUGCAAAAAAAAAAAAGAAAGAAAAAAAAACAAGAAAAAAGAAAAAGGAAGAAAAAAAAAAAAACAACACUGAAACAAAACCCCCCGAAACACAAAAAACCAAGGGAAGGAAUCCCACUUUUGUCCCAGA
This is a messenger RNA of Sus scrofa (pig), 7203 nucleotides long. RefSeq names its product zinc finger translocation associated (gene ZFTA). The record is from RefSeq and is a predicted model, not a curated record. NCBI's taxonomy places the organism in Eukaryota, Metazoa, Chordata, Mammalia, Artiodactyla, Suidae. Gene Ontology annotation, biological process: negative regulation of DNA-templated transcription.